AUGGCUCCCAAGAAGGCAGCGAGAAACUCUGGCGGGAGCGACGCGGAGGCGGCCAUCCUGCAGUGGUUCGAGUGCGAGGGGGAGCCGGCGACGGCGCAGUCCUUGACAGACGCACUGGGUAGCAAGUUUGGGAAGGCGCUGGUUCAGAGUGUCCUGGAGCAGUGCGUGGGCGAGCAGAGACUGCAGGCCAAGGACGUUAAGAAGGCUAGGUUCUACUUCCCCCCCGCGCCCGCGGCGGCGGAGAGCCACGGGGGCGACUGCCCCGUGGACCCCGCAAGGCUAGAGCUCAUGCAGCAGCUUCAGCGGCACACAAGGAGUCUGUCGGAGCUCUCCGCAGAGUUAAAUACACUUCUUCAGAGGCCUUCUGCCUCGGAACGUGCCUCGAACAUUGCCCGUCUCUCCGCCGAGCGCGCCACGCUCACGCAGAGUUUGGAGGCAGUUAAACUGGAAAGGAACAAAAGGCGUGACGCGGCGCAUGACGAAGACAUUUAUCUCCUAAUUCGGCGGUACAACAGAGCCAGAGAACUUUGGAGGGAGCGCAAGCGCAUGACAGAGCGUGUUAUUGAUGCGAUCUUGGGAGACAGCUGUGACCCCAAGGACCUCGCGGAUCACUUUGGCCUCGUUAGCGACAAGGAGGCAAACGUCUCCCUCACGGAGACGGCGAUUGCAUUGCCGCGGGUUGAGGGUCCCGCGGGUGUGUGA
Messenger RNA from Trypanosoma conorhini, 702 nucleotides. RefSeq names its product 26S proteasome regulatory subunit, ATPase 3, interacting protein. The record is from RefSeq and is a predicted model, not a curated record. Gene Ontology annotation, cellular component: condensed nuclear chromosome; DNA recombinase auxiliary factor complex. Gene Ontology annotation, biological process: meiotic strand invasion involved in reciprocal meiotic recombination; meiotic joint molecule formation; homologous chromosome pairing at meiosis. The coding region runs from base 1 to 702 and encodes 233 amino acids. Lineage: Eukaryota; Euglenozoa; Kinetoplastea; Trypanosomatida; Trypanosomatidae. Gene Ontology annotation, molecular function: recombinase activator activity; double-stranded DNA binding. The transcript has a single exon.